Messenger RNA from Eurypyga helias (sunbittern), 905 nucleotides. It is a transcript of the gene TMEM65, whose product is annotated as transmembrane protein 65. The transcript has 7 exons. Gene Ontology annotation, biological process: cardiac ventricle development; regulation of cardiac conduction. The record is from RefSeq and is a predicted model, not a curated record. Gene Ontology annotation, cellular component: mitochondrion. Lineage: Eukaryota; Metazoa; Chordata; Aves; Eurypygiformes; Eurypygidae. The annotation marks the transcript as partial.
CAUCCAGAUACCCUAAACCACUGGUACCCCUUGAGAAGCCAGCGAAGGAGGUAGUAUCACCAGAGACGACCAGUACUUUUGAGAAGCUGGAGGUCGCACCACCAUCUCCAGGACAACUGAAACAUGUGUUCUUCCACAAUGCAUUACCUUUUGUAGGGUUUGGAUUUUUGGAUAACGCAAUUAUGAUUGCUGCGGGAACCCAAAUAGAAUUGUCUAUUGGAGUUGUCCUAGGAAUUUCAACUAUGGCAGCUGCUGCUUUGGGAAACCUUGUUUCAGAUUUAGCUGGACUGGGUCUUGCAGGUUAUGUGGAAGCUUUAGCUUCACGACUGGGUCUGUCAAUCCCGGAUCUGACACCCAAGCAAGCCGACAUGUGGCAAACGCGGCUCAGUGCACACUUGGGUAAAGCUAUUGGAGUGACCAUUGGCUGCAUUUUAGGAAUGUUUCCAUUGUUGUUCUUUGGUGAUGAGGAAGAAAAACUGGAAGAAAAAAAUUAACCUUUUUACAAGACAUAUACAAAUGUAAACUACUGUACCUCAAUUAUUCAACUACGCUGUCAAUAUUUAGGAAUUAACAGUCAGUAAAAAAUGUAUAGACUUGGGAACAAAUCCUUCAGCAUGUCGUUUUAUGGAAACACUAAUUUAUUGUGGCUUUGUUGUGUUCAGUACUUCUUUUUAUAAGAUACCAUCUAACUUUAUUUAAUUGUAAAUUUUUGAAGUGUUUUCACUUACAGCAACUGAUGUUUACCACUUUCUCCUUUGACCUUAUUCUUUAAUGGAUUAUUACUUUAAUAAUCCACCAUGGAUGACAGUAUCAAUCCUGAGUUGCACAUUGGUUGCAUUGGUUGUAAUUGCAUGACAAGAAAUUUCAAUGCUGUUCAUCAGGUCCUUCAAUGCAGAUUAUUCAGG